AUGUUAUCUUCUGACGGCAAAUGGAAGCUUGCCCCAAGGCUUCAUUCCGUCAAAUUUGUUUUUGAUGCGCCUAUUCCAGCAGACGCACCGGCUCCUGAGGAGUUCGUCUUCGAGAGCCCAUUUCCCAGUGGCACUCCCGGAAUCCCCAAAAAGUUCACUUUCAAGUCGCCCGGUUCAACGAACGACGGUCAGAAUGAAGCCAGCGACAUUGAUGGUCUUUCCACAUCCAGCCAACGCAGUGUCACUGCAGUCACUGAGGAAGAGAUCACAACACACUCGAAUACGCUAUCUCAGAAGCCUACCUGCGAAAAAAUACAGGAUCCCAUCGAAUUGGUCAAAAGCCCCGUGAUUCAUGUUCGAGGUCCAAGCUUUGACUUGAGUGACGUGGAAAGACCUUUCGAGUCGCUUGUCUGUGCUGCCUGGGCUCUGGUGCUUUCGCCGCAAAACGCUACACAAACCGUUCGUUUUGAACUGAAUUCUUCGAUUUCAGAGCCCAAGCCUAAGUCGAUCUCCUCUCUGGACGUGAGCAUUGAGAUCAAUCACACCAGCAGCAUUACGAAAUUUCUCAAGCUUGUUGAGCAAUCGAUGAACAGAGACUCCGCCGACGGUAGUGCAGGAAUCAGCACAAGAUCUCACCUGAGAACAAUUUUAUACCUUGUGGAGAGCCAAGACAUCUUACCACCUUUCGACUCAACGAAGUAUGACUUGGCUCUCAAAUGUUACGUAAAUGGAACCGAGCUCGCCCUGUCGGCCACUUUCAAUCACGAAGUCAUUUCUCCGACCUCAGUGAGAUUUCUACUUGACGACUUCGAGAAUGUGCUCUGGCAAUUGUCAUCCUCGGCAGCGGAGGUGCAGAAGUUGGAGGAUAUCCAGGUACUAGGUCCGGCCAGCCAACGCCACCUUAUCCAGCUGAACCGACCAUUAGCGAGGAGAGAGAACGUUUUCAUCGAUGAUCUCGUGGCUAAUCAAGCCAAACUACAUCCAUCCGCGGAGGCCGUUUGUGCCUGGGAUGCUAACCUCUCUUAUGGCCAGCUUAAGCAAUACGCUGAGAGGCUCGGCAACUCCCUAACUGACUUGGGCGUAACACGUGGAUCGCUUGUUCCAAUCAUCUUUGAGAAGUCCGCCUACAGCAUCGUCGCCAUCCUUGGAGUCCUCAGGGCAGGCGGUGCCGUUGUGGCUUUGGACCCCUCACUGCCCACUGCACGCCUGGAAAUGGUCAUCGAAGACGUCAAAGCUUCAGUGGUGAUAUCUUCAGCAAAAAGUCAACAUCAGAUUCCUUCGCGUAUCUCAGGGAAAAAAAGGAUGGUGAUAGACAAAUCCUUUAUCGAGAAGCUUCCACUCGCUGCUCCUACACGCUCGUCUCCUCUGUCGAGGGACGUUGAUGACGCUCUCUACGUGGUGUUUACCAGCGGAUCAACCGGAAAACCCAAGGGCGUGGUGGUCACUCACACUGCAUUCGCGUCGAGUGCCAAGGGAUUCUCUAAGGCCAUACAUCUCGAUUCUCCAAGUUCUCGAGUCCUACAAUACUCCUCGUUCUCCUUCGACAUAUCCAUGUUAGAGGUCUUCACCUCUCUCAUGGCUGGGGCCUGUCUCUGCAUUCCUAGCGAGGAACAGCGAAUGAAUGAUUUGGCGACUUGCAUUUCCAGUAUGGACGUCAACUGGGCUAUGCUGACACCAUCAGUGGCCAGCCUCAUCAGCCCUGAAGAUGUUCCCAGCCUGGACGUUCUCUGUUUAGUUGGCGAAGCACUGCCACAAGCCGUUGCUGAUGUUUGGGCUGACCACGUCAAGACCAUCAACGCAUAUGGUCCCGCGGAAUGUUCUGCCCUCACUAUUGUCAGUGCGCCAAGGGUUCGAGAUGUUAAGAGCAUUUCUAUUGGGCGACCGGUGAACUGCGCAGUCUGGAUCGUGAACGAGAACGGACAACUGGCCCCUUUCAAUGCUGUUGGUGAGAUAGUCAUCGAGGGACCUCCAGUUGCACGUGGCUACCUAGGCGAUGAUGCCAAGACCAAAGAAGUCUUUCUCGAUGAUCCUGAAUUUCUUCGAGGAGUUGUUCGACAUCCUGGGCGCUGCUACCGAACAGGCGAUCUUGGCCGUAUGAAUCCUGAUGGAUCUAUCGAUUUUCUCGGUCGGAAGGACUCACAGGUCAAGAUAAACGGCCAACGCGUUGAGCUCGGGGAGAUCGAGCACCAAAUCAAGGAGCUCCUGUGUGGCAUGCAGUCGUCACUUGAGACGCCGAAUACGCCAGCCUGGGACGUUGCUGUUGAGCUUCUCAGGCCGAGCGGGACACAAACCACAAUACUAUCAGCAUUCAUCGCUUGCCCGCAAUCAACCACACAAAACCAGAACUCUUACAGCUUCCUUGUCCAUGAAAUAGAACCGGCGUGGAUGGAGGUCAAAUCUUUGAGCGCGCAAGUGUUGAUUGAGCUCGCGGACAGGCUUCCGACAUACAUGGUACCCAAGACGGUAGUGCCAUGCCACAAGUUGCCUCUGUCUCCUUCUGGGAAGACUGAUCGCAAGGCGCUUCGCAACUUGGGCAACUCUAUGACCUUGCAACAACUGAUGAGUUCAUCGAGUCAGGGCAACCCUCCGACCCCGCGAGCUGCCGUAGUCGAGCCAGAACCUCUGGCAAUCGAGGUGAUUGAAGACGAAGAAGAUUCUUCCGAGGGUCAGAUAACUCUGCUAUCGGAGACCGUUCCCGCAUCUGAGUCUUCGAUGCUUCUAUCGCCAAUAUCAGACAGAGCGUUGAACCCUGUCGAGGUGGUGCUACGGAAGGCCUGGGCCAACGUCUUGAGUCUUCCCGAAGAUUCAAUCACUGCCGAAGACGACUUCUUCAGACUUGGUGGCGACUCAAUUGGAGCCAUUAAAGUUGUUGCAGCGUGCCGUCAGCUUGCUCUUCAAAUCAACGUUGCCAGCAUUUUCAAGAACUCAGUUCUGAGGCAAAUGGCCUUGGUCUGCAAAACCACCACGGGAGACGACUCCAACACAGUGCCAAUCAAAUCAAUCCCCUUCCAGUUUCUCAACCCAGCUGACGUAGCUGAGUUGCGCGAAGAAGUUUCCUUCCAAUGCGAAGUCCAGCCUGAUGAGAUCGAAGACAUGUAUCCCUGCACUCACAUGCAAGAAGGUCUGAUGGCGGUCAAUCUCACCCGACCGGGCAGCUACACUGGUCGAUGGAUCCAUCCUUUGCCCCAGGGCACCAAUCUGGCCCGGUUUAAGAAGUCGUGGGAGGACAUACAUGCUGCUUCACCCGUUUUACGAACGCGAUUCGCAACAACGGCAUCUGCAGGAUCUCUCCAAGCCAUUAUGAAAGAGCAUGUGCAGUGGCUUACUUCCGACAACCUCGAGACAUAUUUGGCAAACGACGACGCAAACCCGAUGUUUCCCGGAGACUCGCUCAACCGUUUCGCCCUGAUUACUGAUGCCAACGGCAAUGUCACGUUUGUGUGGACCAUCCAUCACAUGCUCUACGAUGGCUGGUCUCUCGCCAUGCUAUGCAACAGACUAAACGAAAAGUAUCACGGUCGGACCGUCAAGCCUGCCACCGAUUAUCGCAAGUUCAUUUCCUAUACCCAGAAGCUUGAGUCCUGGCACAGCUCCGACUACUGGCAACGGGAACUUUGCGAAUGCCCACAAUCAACCUUCCCCGCCGCUCCAAGAUCAGGCCACCAGUCGUUCGCUCGCGCCGUUGUGAGAGAUUCUCUGAUCAUUGACGUGGACUCAGCCUCCGGCGUGACGAUGUCAACAGUGGUUCGGGCGGCAUGGGCUCUCAUGAUCAGCCAUUUCUCCAAAUCAGAUGAUGUUCUAUUCGGCGCAACUGUAUCUGGUCGAAACGCACCGUUGGAGGAUAUCGAUAAUAUCGAAGGCCCCACUAUUGCGACUGUUCCAGUAAGAGUUCCCAUCAGUAAGGCCGCUACUGUGCUUGGAUUCCUCCGCCAAGUUCAAGACCAGGCCACGACUAUGAUUCCAUUUGAACAAGCCGGCAUCCAACAGAUCAAGUCUCUUAACGAGGACACAAAACGCGGGUGCGAGUUUCAGAACCUGCUCGUUGUCCAAGCUGGUGGUGGGUGGGAUGAGAGUGGCCCUGGACCCCUUGGCAAGCCUAUUUACCGGGAAGAGUUCACUACGUUUCCGGUCACCUGCGAGGUCUGGCUUCAACCAGGAAAGGUCGAGUUUGCGACUCACGUCGACGAAGAUGUAACAACCCGCGUCUUCGUAGCCCAAGCUGUUGAAACCGUCAAGAUUAUCAUGAAUCAGCUGUCCUGGGCGACGUCUUCUGCCGAGGCAGACUGCGAGCUCUCUAGACUUACGUACGAUGUUCUACCGGCAGAGAAUGGCGCAAGAGCGAGGGGAGACGUCGUGCCAGUGAAGAUUUCUGCUACAAUCAACGACCUCAUUUCAGAGCAAAGCACGGCUCACCCGGGAAAAGACGCAGUGACGUCGACACUAGACACUCUGUCCUACGAUUCCCUCGAGGCAAUGUCCUCUGCACUUGCUAUACACCUAAGAAGUGUCGGCGUUGCAGCUGGAGAGUACGUUCCACUCUGUUUCGAGAAGUCUGUCUGGACGGUUGUCGCCAUGCUUGCGGUGAUGAAGGCCGGUGCUGCCUUUGUGCCCCUGGAUCCUGCCCAACCGAUAUCACGUCUGAGAGCAAUUAUGAGCGAAAUCAAGGCGAAAGUCGCGAUCGUGUCUGCCUUCCACUCUAAAGCCACCGAACUUGGCAUUGCGACUACGGUGGUUGCGGAUAGGAGUUCCUUAGGAGUACUUUUGCAAUCCAACACCACAGAACCCGCCCGAUUAAGCAAUCCCGAAAAUCCAGCAUACGUUAUCUUCACCUCUGGAUCUACUGGAACUCCCAAGGGUGUUGUCAUCUCGCACUCUGCCUUUGCUUCUGGGGCAACGGCUCAUGGGAAGGCCCUCGGUAUUUCCAGUGAUCAUCGCGUCCUCCAGUUUUCUUCUUACACCUUCGACGCCAGCCUCUUCGAAAUUCUUACCACGCUCACACACGGCGGCACUGUUUGCAUCCCAACAGAAAAGCAGCGGGUCGAAGGAAUACUGGAUUUCGUAAAGGAGAUGGACGUUAGUCUCUCACUCCUCACGCCAUCUGUGGCUCGAUUACUAGCGCCAUCCAGUGUACCGUCUUUGAAAACCCUGAUCCUUGGAGGCGAAGCACCCGAUGAGCCCCUCAUUGCCAGGUGGGUAGACUCAGGGGCCAAGGUUUUCAACGCGUAUGGACCCAGCGAAUGUUCUGUGAUCGCAACAGUUCAAGCCUGCGCCAUCGGAGCAGAAGCCAGGACUAUAGGGUACCCCGUCGGGUGCUCUUGUUGGGUAGUUGAUGCAGACGACGUCAACACUUUGGUGGCUGAUUGCGAAGUGGGCGAGCUCCUAAUCGACGGUCCAACUUUGGCCAAUGGAUAUCUCGACGAUCUACAAACAUCUGCGUCUUUCAUCGACAGCCCGAUCUGGGGAAAGGGGACUCGCUUGUACAAGACUGGAGAUCUGGUUCAAAGAACCAAGGAUGGAUACUUCAUCUACCAUGGUCGUAAGGAUUUUCAAAUCAAAGUCAAUGGACAGAGAGUGGAGCUUGGAGACAUCGAGUCUCAUUUGUCUGCCUGUCGAUUUGUCAAGCGUGGCGUAGUUAUCUUCCCGUCCUCAGGCCCACUCGCAAAACAGCUUGUUGGCGUACUGGACAUGGAGGAGGACGAGAAGGACGACAAAAAUGAUGACGACAAAGACAAUGUGCCCGACAGAGAUCGUAUUCGCUAUCGUGCCAAGGCGUUGGAAGACAUCAAGCAAGAGCUAUCUGAAAGGGUUCCCAGCAUCAUGGUUCCAAGGCAUUGGGUUGACGUCGAGAAGUUGUCGACCGGAGGCUUUCCGCUUUCCAUCGCUGGCAAGGCGCAUAGAAAACUAAUCGAAAGUUGGAUCGAGGAAAUGUCUGCGCCCGAUGCCCAAGCUAUUGACGGCCCUGCUUUAGCCGAUUGUGCAACGCCUGACAUCAGACCGGACGAGGUGCUCGCGUAUGAACUGGCGAGCAAGAUCUUCUCCCUCCUUCCCAGGGAAUCAUUCCAUCUUCAGCGCAGCAUUCCGAAUCGGUUUGCGGACUUGUUGCUGCAUUCAUCAGGACUAGACUCGCUCAACAUGAUGUCAAUCAUGCACUUCGUUCGUUCGAAGUAUCAGAUGCGGGUGAGCAUUCAAAUUUUGAUGGAUGAAAGAACAAGCAUUCGAAGCCUGGCUGCGUUCAUUUCAGACACACUUGCCGCAAACAAAACCAAAAGCCGUGCGCCGGCACAAGCUGUGUUGCGUGGGAUCGACAUCAUGACUCUGAUCGAGCGGCAAGAAACCGAGCUCUUGAGAUGGCAACACAUGUCAGAUGACAUCCCGAAGAUACCUGCCAGAAGCGCAAAACUGACAGUAUUCCUGACUGGUGCCAAUGGGUAUCUAGGCACACAGAUCCUGCGUCGACUGUUGGAACGAGAAGAUGUCGAGAGAGUAAUUACCCUUGUGCGUGGACACAGCAUAGAUACGGCCAGGAAAAGGGUCAUCGAAGCUGCUAAGAGAGCUCUUUGGUGGACAGACUUUCACGGAGAAAAGUUGGAAGUGUGGAAGGGCGACUUGGGGAUGCCAAACCUUGGGCUUACGAACGGAGAGUGGAACAUAUUGGCCGACAGAAAUUCCAUCGAUAUCAUUAUUCACAACGGCGCCAUUGUGAAUUGGAACAAAAGCUACGCGGCUCUCGAGGCCGUCAAUGUCCGCUCAACCGUUCAGCUCACUGCUCUCGCGAUUCGGAACCCGAACCUGAAGUUUACGUACAUAUCAGGUGGGAGGCAGUGCCGUUCCGCAGAUGAGUUGGAUGAAGACGUCGCUCGAGAGCUGUCCGAAGCGAUGGGCUACAGCCAGUCGAAGUUCGUGGCGGAAGUACUGGUGAAACGUGCCGCAGAGCGUUGCCCGCCCGGUGAAAGAAAUAUUGCCGUAUUCAGGCCGGGUCUAAUCAUUGGAACACCAACAGAAGGAGUGGCCAAUACGGACGACUACAUCUGGCGUUUGACGGCGGCAAGCAUAGACGUUGGCGCGUACAACUGUGACGACUACUCCGCCUGGCUACACUUGUCUGACGCUACGACGACCGCCGAAGCAGCGAUUUGUACUGCAUUUUCACCAGCCUCGCUUCACAAGGCGGUUGUUCAUCAUGAGGAUGGAAUGACGUGGGGAGCCUUCUGGAGCCUGAUCCAGAAUAUGGGCUUCAGCAUCCGUUCGAUGCCAGCGUCUCAGUGGCUACCACUUCUCAGAAGAGACAUCGCAUCCAGGAAUGAAGGUCAUCCACUGUGGCCACUAGCGCACCUGAUGGAGGAUGGGUCUAUGGAAUGGGAUGUGCGUGUUCAAGAGCAACGAGAGCCUCCGUUGAUACUGAAGGUUGCGGUCAAAAGAAACGUGGAAUUUCUUGUCCGGGCUGGGUUUCUAUCAACCGGCGGUGUCGUUGCUGAAACGACGCAUGUCAAGCGUGCACCGUUUUCUCGUGUUUUAUCGAGAGAGGGAUGGGGUGCAGCAAAGUGA
Colletotrichum gloeosporioides is the source of this 7545-nucleotide messenger RNA. Its product is annotated as Nonribosomal peptide synthetase dtxS1. NCBI's taxonomy places the organism in Eukaryota, Fungi, Ascomycota, Sordariomycetes, Glomerellales, Glomerellaceae. Gene Ontology annotation, biological process: amino acid activation for nonribosomal peptide biosynthetic process; secondary metabolite biosynthetic process. Gene Ontology annotation, molecular function: catalytic activity; phosphopantetheine binding. The transcript is spliced from 2 exons. The coding region runs from base 1 to 7545 and encodes 2514 amino acids. The record is from RefSeq and is a predicted model, not a curated record. Gene Ontology annotation, cellular component: cytoplasm.